Ictalurus furcatus (blue catfish) is the source of this 3672-nucleotide messenger RNA. Its product is annotated as adenylate cyclase type 10-like. The record is from RefSeq and is a predicted model, not a curated record. Gene Ontology annotation, molecular function: adenylate cyclase activity. NCBI's taxonomy places the organism in Eukaryota, Metazoa, Chordata, Actinopteri, Siluriformes, Ictaluridae. The coding region runs from base 85 to 3444 and encodes 1119 amino acids. The transcript has 25 exons. Gene Ontology annotation, cellular component: cytoplasm.
GUACUUGUUGUCUUGAGAACAGUUUGUUAUUCUACAGUUACUGGUUACAUUAACCGUGAGUUUGGACGAAACGAAAAUUCAGACAUGAAUUUCCACAAUCCUAAUAUUUUGAAUUCAACAAUCCGUCUUACUGAGUUGUACGAUGUUGUAUCAUCAGAGGGAAUUCGCACCGCACAAUUCAAGACUGGUGUUUUGCUGCACGUGUGUACAAAAAGAUUGAGGACAUAUCCACACUACCCCAACAUAGUUCCAUGUAUCCAUGCUGCAGGCGGUUACGUGGUGCAUCACACAGCUUUCACGAUUGUGGCUGAGUGGGUGGAGGAGAACGUGCAGCUGAGUGACACCAUAUCUCAGGUUGUCCAGUGUGCUUUCAAAAUUCUGGAAGUGUACAAAUUCCACAGUCGACCUAUCAAAAUAGCAUUAUCAGCUGGGACGUUCGCCAAAAUGAGACUAGGAGAUGAAGAGCAUCAGGUUUGUGCUGUCAUUGGCCCGGCUGUGGAAGAGAUACGAUCGGCUGAGGCGCUGCUCGACCAUGGCGACUUCAUUCUGUGCCCUGAAGCAUGGCGGCACUGUGACAGACAAAACCUUACUGUCGAAAAUAUUGAAAAUGAAGAAGCUGUCAAGGUGCAAUACAGCAAGGAACAGCAAAGUGUCUCGGUGGAAGACCGGCGCUGUUACAACGUUGACAUCCAUAUGCCGAGAAACCUGAAAAAAGCAUACCUGUUAACAAAUGUUGAGAGAGACCACGUCAUCCGUAAGUUUAUGAUGCAAACAGCCCUGAACAAGAUACAUGAAAACUGGCAAUGGACAACCCUGCCAGACAUAUGGCCUGCCACCAUCAUGUUUGUGAAUCUGCAAUUCGUGCAGACUCGGACGGAUCUGGGAUUCAGUCGUCAUAAAGGCAAUGAAAUUAUUGCAGAGCAAAUGUUCAGCUGCCGUGGGGAAAUCUGCAACGUCUUCUUUUUUGACGAGGGCUGUAUCUUUGUGUGUGCUGUUGGCUUACCUGGGGAUAAGAGACAGGAUAAGACUGCUCAAGCACUGCAGGCUGCCUACCGGAUACAUGAGACGUGCCGCAAAGAAAUCGACAGUGUUUUGAGUAUCUCUAUAGGUGUAGCUACAGGAAGAGUCUUGUACGAGUUUGAGCAGACUCCUUUGAGAAAAGAAUACAGAGUGUCCGGAGAGAAAGUGUACCUGGCUGCAGACUUGUCGAUGGACUACCCGGGGAUUGUGUCAUGUGAUGUAGCGACCAAACUUUACUCCAUGCUGCCUCUUUCAACCUUAGUGCCUCAAGGGAGGAUCAGUCAGCUUGAGAAUGUGUGCUAUCGUGACGAUGUAAAUCAGAUGCUUGCUAAUAAAGCUGCAGUAUCAUCCGGGGGGAUAGAUGGCAGGCGAUUGGCUUUAGCUAACAUGCAGACAAUGGAGCCACUUGAGGAGAUGGUGGUGAAAUAUGCCUCUGCUAUUGGCUACACCUUCACCAUUGAGAUGCUGAAGCACAUGCUGCCUCAUAUGAGGGAACAUGAGCUCACAAUCCCCCUAAGAUCACUGUUUAGAGCGGGCAUCUUCAAGUGUGCCUCAAAGCCCAGGAACGUCUCAUUAACCCAGACCUGUUACUGUGAGAACAUCUGCAAAGAGUACACUUGGGUCUCAAUGGAUCCUGUGUGGACGUGUCGGCAGAUGAGUUUCUGCAACAAUGAUGAAAUGGAGAUGGUACAUAAGCUGACAGAGAGGAAUAAGGGCCUACUUUGUUUGAGCCACAUGACAUGUGCAAACUACCUGGAGAAAAAGACCUACCGCUGCAGCAAGUGCGAUGACAGGAGUUUCAUAUUUGAACACAAAAGAGCCACAGAUGACAGUAGCGAGCAUCUCCAGGAGAUCUACAAGGCAAUACGGCCUUAUGAGAUCUUUCGUAGCCAAGGCAUUCGCUCUCGAAAUCAGGUCUACCCAACUGAAAGAAAUUGUAAUGAUACAGAGAACAUCCUGGCCAAGGUGAAUUCAGUACCGAUGGAAGUGCGUGAUAGGAUGACUGCAGGCAGCUGCGAGUGUGCUCAGCUAGUGGAGACAGUACUCAUCCCUAGAGUGAGACACUGGAGGUUUGCAGGAGACGUGCCCAGGACAUUUUACUACCUGGUGGAGAGUGCAGCCGCCUGUGUAUAUCUUCAGAAUGAUCCUAGGGCGUUGGAGUAUUUGACUGAGGCCAGGUCCAUUCUGGAAAAUUUAAAAGGAGGGAGGUCUGCAUUUCCGUCAGCAGAUCCUGGAGAAGUGAAAAUCUGUGAAUUUCAGCAAGCAUUUAUGCAUCGGCUCACAGGAGAGAUUCUGUUUAAAGCAGGGAAAAUUCUGGAGGCAGAAGAGAAUUUUAAGAAAGCCUUGAAGAUCCUGAACUGCAAACUGCCUCGCAGUUCUGUUGCACAAUCCUUUAAGCUCAUAUACGAGAAGAUGAAGAAACUCCAUUACCGGUCCAAACAGUUCCAGAUCCCAGAGAAAAGAAAGCUGGACCGUCUGCAGGAAUGCAUUGAUUGUCUGUCUUUCCUGUGGCAAAUCGGCUGCAUGUGUGGCCAGCUCAGGAGUGCAUCGCUGGCCAUCACCUUGGAAAUCAAUCUUGCCUUCCAGAGCGCCAAUCCGUUCAAGAUCCUCUGCUCCGCCAUUGACUAUCUCAAGUACAGUCAGUUUAUAGGCGAGGAGAGUGAGUGCAAGCGUCUCGAAGCCUUCCUGUGCAGGACUUGUGCCAGCCUGUCAGACCAUCCUGAGGGACGGAGGCUGAUCAGCCACUUGACUCCAACCCUUCCCGCCGUUAAAAUGUGCACAGGGGACCUGGAGCAGUCCAUCGAGUGCACUCAGAAGCUGGGUGAAGUUCUGAACAGACCCGGUUUGGACAUGAGGACAACAGUUGCAUUACAUCUUCCUCUGCUCCUCACUGACAGACCCAUGUAUCAUAAGUACAGCCCAUCCCUGUCCAUGGUCAAACCUUACUACUUUAACGGAAUUGCAUUCAGACCAUUCGAGGAAUGUUUGGCUUUUAUGGAAGAGUCUCGGCCAGAUGUGAACCUAGAAGCUGAAAAGAGUCUGAUGCUGCAUCUUUACUCUGCAGUGGCUCUGUGGUAUGCACGGCUGGCAAAUUGGGAAAAGUUUGCAGUCCUCUUUGAUAAGGCGUAUAAUGUUUAUGCUCAGAUUCCAACCUCCACUGAGUCCAUCAGUGGUGUGGUCGUGCUCCUGGAGUGCAGUGUCCUUCUUUUCAGGAAAGAACUGACUGAAUGCAACCGUCAAAGAAGUAUUACCUUAAAAGAACACAAAAGCACUGGAACGGAUUGUAACGGAGGUACUGAGGUUGCAGUUCUUCCGGACCUGAUGGGGGCAGCAAAUAUGCGCGAGUGUUUUAGUCUGUCCACAAGUGGUGAAGAAGAAGAAAAACGCCUACAAGCACACAGGGGAAAAACUACAGAAGAUUAGCUUAGCUUAACAAGUUUAGCUCCGCCCUGACUUGUUGAGAGGAAAAGAUACUCUCUUUGCCAGUAUCAGCCAGAGGAGGAUGUCCUCCAGGAGAGUUUUUAAUUGAAUUUUUUUAAUUUUAUUUUUAUACCACACCGUGGUAUCGACUUUGGUAUCGGUGCCGACUACUAGAUUUUUGGUAUUGUGACAUCCCUAAUAGUAACGAAGUAUAAAACAUUUUGGAAGACA